GAGUGAAGGAAAAGCAGCCAACAAGUACUCAGCAUAUUGUCCAAGAAGCCCCUCCCUCCAACCCCGGACCCACAGCGGCGGCUCUCUGACCCGGGCCAGAGGGUGGUGGUUGUGCUACAGAACUACAGUCCCCAUGGAGACACAGAGCUGCCCCUUCACAAAGACCAGGAGUACAUCCUGACUGACAGCUCCCACCAUGACUGGUGGACCAUACAGGACCUCAGAGGAAACUCAGGUUUUGUACCUUGCGUGUAUAUAACGGAAAAAUCCUGCAACAACUUCAACAGAUUUGAAUGGUAAAACAAAGACAUAGUAAGAGGGAGAGCUGAGGGACUGCUGAUGACCAAGGGAAAGGAAGGAGCCUUUAUGGUGCGAGACUCAGGCAUACAGGCGUCUACACUGUGUCUGUCUUCAAUAAAGCCCCAGGGUCCAACGGGCAGAAGAACCCGUGGGUGAAGCACUACCAGAUCAGAGAGUCAGAGACAGAGGAGACGUCCAAGUUUUACCUGGCAGAGAAAUACCUGUUCAGCACCAUCCCUGAGCUCAUCCAGUACCACCGACACUACGCUGCAGGUAAUUAGUUUAUCAGCACCAUCCCUGAGCUACCUUAUACACAUGUUUACAGCCAGGCCAGUGUGACCUAUUUUGAUGUGUACCCAGGUCGUCUGUGUACCACAAAACUGUGUUUGUUAGUCCGUUGAGAUAAAGCCUAGGCAUCUUCAGGUGUCAUGUAAGGUUCAACCAGCACAUGUGAAUCUCCCACAGUAGAGAGGGAAAUGGGAGAUGAGCAUUAAUGUAGUGUGAAAUGGUUUUAUAUAUUCUAUGGUCCCGAUGUUCUUCCCUUAGUAUAGGGUGCAAUCGUUUCCCUGCAUCAACAUUCUACAGAGGAAACUGCCUGUAAAAUAAGAGUUAAUGUAUUCUAUUGUUGAGGCUGAAUAGCCUAAAGCCUCUACAUUAUCUAACUACCGGUAUAUGCAAAUGUAGUUUUGUUGUUUCAUCUUGACAUUCACCCUGUGUGUGUGUGUGUGUGUGUGUGUCUUGCACUCGUGCGAGUGUGUGUUCUCUGCAGGUCUGAUCAUGCGAUUGACACAUCCUUUCUCUCAGGGUAGAGAGAGCUCUCAGAGCCCUACGGAACUCUCAGAAGGUCAGAGGUCGAUCUGCUGCUCCUGCCUCCAUGCAGCCAGCAGCCAUUUUGUUUGGUUAUUGAUUAUGGAAGUUACCAUAGAGAUAGUUAGAGGACUCAUGUUUGUAUCUGUGCCAUUAUAGCGUCUGUUACAGUAUGGGCAGAUGAGUCCUCUAAAUAUCUCUAUGGAAGUGAUCUAACCCUGAAUUUACAAGCGUUUCACUACACCCGCAAUAACAUCUGCUAAAUAUGUGUAUGUGACCAAUAAAAUGUGAUUUGAUGACAAUUAUAAAGAUCGAACACAAAGCAGAUAACACACCAAACGCUUAUAUGUUACAGAUACGUUUCUGUGUAAUGAAGAUACGCUUAAACAAAACAUAUGCAUGAUAGUGCGAAUUGGCAUGUGUUUUGCUAUUCUAAAAGCAUUAGGACUGGGAUGAUAUAAGUGGUAAUGUAAGGUAGACACCUGCGUAAUGAGGUAACCAGGUGUAGCAGCCCCAGGUGUUACCAAUAGGCAGGCAGCUCCACCCUGAAAACCUUUCAGACAGGAGGGACCACCUGGAGGAGAAUGUGGCAGGCAACCACAGUGUACCAUGUUGUGUUCAGGCUUGAUGUAUUUUCCAAUAAUUGCAUUAGUAUGUCAUUAUUACCUAUGCACUCUCUCUCCGCCUCCCCCCUCCCUCUCCCUACCUCACCCUCCAGAUCAGUGGGAGGUGGACCCGGCAGAGCUGACCCUGGGUGAGGAAGUGGCCAGCGGUCAGUUUGGCCUGGUACUCCAGGGGCGGUGGAGGGAGCGCAGGGUAGCUGUGAAGAUGGUCAGGGAGGGAGCUAUGUCUGAGGAGGACUUCAAAGAGGAGGCCAGGGUCAUGAUGAUGCGGUCCCACUGUAAGCUGGUGCAGCUGUAUGGUGUGUGUACCCAGCAUUCUCCCAUGUGUCUGGUGUUUGAGUUGAUGGAGCAGGGCUGCCUGUCGGACUACCUCCGAGCCAGGAGGGGGCGUAUGUCCCAGGACACCCUACGGGGGAUGUGUCUAGACAUCAGUGAAGGGAUGGCAUACCUGGAGAGCAACAACUUCAUCCACAGAGACCUGACAGCCAGAAACUGUCUGGUCUCCUACAACAACGUGGUGAAGGUGUCUGAUUUUGGCAUGACCAGGUUUGUUCUAGACGACCAGGACACCAGCUCUCAGGGCUCUAAGUUCCCCAGCAAGUGGUCUUCUCCUGAGGUCAUCAAGUACUGCAAGUUCAGCAGCAAGUCUGACGUCUGGUCAUUUGGUGUGUUUAUGUGGGAGGUGUAUACGGAGGGGCGUCUGCCCUAUGAGAACCGGCCUAAUGGUGAGGUGGUGGAUGCCCUGAAUGCAGGCCUGAGGCUGCUGAAACCCAGACAGGCCCCAGAGGCUGUGCACCUCCUCAUGGAGUGGUGCUGGAAGGUGGUAGAAACCAGACGACCGUCCAUCCUUUGCUCUCCUGCUGCACGAGCUGGCCUCGCUCUCAGACCUCUGAGCCUGAACGGACAAGCUAUUCAACCAAACCUGGUCUGCUAACCAGCUAUCCGGGGUAAAUCAUGCAAGAAUCAUUUUGCUCAACCAAACUGAAGAUACUGUACAAAAUAUACUGUACAAAAUAUACUGUAGAAAAUAUACUGUACAAAAUAUACUGUAGAAAAUAUACUUAGUGAGCUGUGUUUAUGUUAUUUAUUAAUUUCCUUCAAGUUUCUAUUUACUUUGUAGCAAACCAUAUUUUUUAUAAAAUGUAGUUGUCUAUUUCUCUUUUGUCUUGAUUUCUUGUUUCUGUCUAUUGUGUUUCAUAAAGCUUACUGUUGUUUGAUUUCACUCUCUGUCGCUCAAAGUCUGACUGUCCAUCAGGGGGCACACACAACCCAUUUACUCACAACCCAUUUACCCACGAUGUCAUAAUGUAGGCUAUUCCCAUCACCUCUCUACAGACUUCCUUAUGUACUAGGAUCUCUGUAUAGCAUGCUACUGCAGUCCUAAAACGAAAUAAACACAAUGCAUAAUACUCA
This is a messenger RNA of Coregonus clupeaformis (lake whitefish), 3143 nucleotides long. RefSeq names its product tyrosine-protein kinase ITK/TSK. Gene Ontology annotation, molecular function: non-membrane spanning protein tyrosine kinase activity; ATP binding. The coding region runs from base 1717 to 2664 and encodes 315 amino acids. NCBI's taxonomy places the organism in Eukaryota, Metazoa, Chordata, Actinopteri, Salmoniformes, Salmonidae. The transcript is spliced from 12 exons. The record is from RefSeq and is a predicted model, not a curated record. Gene Ontology annotation, biological process: adaptive immune response; B cell receptor signaling pathway; peptidyl-tyrosine autophosphorylation.